Molecule: messenger RNA, 945 nt
Organism: Mollisia scopiformis
Lineage: Eukaryota; Fungi; Ascomycota; Leotiomycetes; Helotiales; Mollisiaceae
Product: flavo protein-like protein oxygenase
Exons: 1
Coding region: 1-945 (314 amino acids)
Molecular function (GO): FMN binding
Source: RefSeq, a predicted model, not a curated record
AUGACAUUAGACGGCGACACAGUAGAAGCCUAUGACAAGGAAGCACUUGUAAAGCGAAACCCUCAUGUUGAUUUUCCAGCUGUCGAAGCUUCGAGACCAGAUUAUGAUGGCUUACGAUCCUGGAUACCAAGCAAGACACCGAAUCCCAAAUGGCAACCCGGCGAUGGAGCUUCACGUUCUGGCUGGGAACAGCACCGAAUGAUUGCCAUUGACCCAGAUUCGCACGAUCGAACAGUGAAUCAGAAUUACAAACUCAUGAUCUCGUCCACAGUUCCGCGACCAAUUGCCUUGGUCAGCACCGUGUCUGCUGAUGGCUUAUGUCGAAAUCUCGCUCCAUUUUCGUACUUCAACAACGUCUCGAACGAUCCACCACUUUACAGCUUGGCAUUUCAUGGAGCGGAAGCAAAUGAUAGUUUGCGAAAUCUACUGGAAACUGGGGAGUGUUGCAUUAGCAUCGUGAGCGACUGGUUUUUAGAAGCUGCCAACUUUACGUCUGUGAACUCCCCACCUAAGAUCUCAGAGUGGGAGCUUUCCGGCUUGCAUCCGAAAGCCAGUGACAUAGUCAAGGUUUCGUAUGUGGGUGAGGCUGCAGUGAGUAUGGAGUGCCAGCUACAUAGUACGCAAACUAUCUGGUCCAAAACGGUGGUCGAUGAUGACGGAAAGCCGAUACGGACGGCAACUCUUGUGCUGGUGGAAGCAGUGAUGUUUCACGUUCGGGAGGACGCCAUCGACGAGAAACGAGAGACUGUCGAUACAAAGGUCCUGAGGCCUGUUUGGAGAGGUGGAGGGAUCAUGUAUGGUACUUGCUUCGAUGGAUGGGAGACUCCAAGACCAGAUGCGUUUCGUGUGCUGAGAGGGACACAGAGAGUUCUAGAGAUUCUUGCGACGUCUUCACAUGUAUCCAAUGGUGUAAAGGACACAAAUGAUUAUCAGGAAAUCGAGUAG